CGGGCACGACGUGGGGGUAAGUAAGUAACUACAUUACAUUACUACGAGAUAGAGAUAUGACGACAGCAAGCUUCUGUGGCAGACAUUAUAAAUUAUACAGCUGAACUCAGGUGCGGGGCAGAAUUGCCGGACACAUCGGACAUAGCUUUUAGCUGCUUUACCAUCCCCUCUUUAUACCACCAAUCUCUCAAUUCAAAAUAAAAAUUCAUUCUUCUUGUAGACUGUACGAAAGAAGAAAAAUAAAAAACAAAAAAAAAAAAAAGAAGAAAAGAAAAGAAAAGAGGAAAAAGGAAAAAGGAAAAAGACAUCGGCUGUAUCUAAUCCCAUCUCCUCACAAUGUCCGGCGUGACCAACUACCCCAACGCCUCGCGCGACGCCCUCAAAGCCCAGUAUGCUGGCCGGAUGCUGCGCGACAUCGACGGCCCAGCGGCCAUUAUAGAUGUCGCUGUUGCGCGCAGGAAUUGCCAGCUCAUGCUGGACGCUGCAGAUGCCCUCGGCGUUCUUUUCCGCUCUCAUGUUAAAACUCACAAGACCACAGAGCUCACGAAGUUCCAAGUAGGGGAGAAGAGCGAUCCCAUUCGACUGGUGGUUUCCACGCUCGCGGAAGCUGAGCAGCUGCAGCCGUACCUGGAGGAAUGCAAAGUUAACGGCAGAUCUACAGACCUCAUCUAUGGUCUGCCCGUUCAACCCUCCUGCUUCAAACGGCUAGUAGCCCUCGGCAAAUCGCUCGGGAAAUCAAGCAUAUCCGUGCUCGUGGAUGAUCCAGACAUCAUCCCUUUCCUCUCCCAAUACCGAGACCUCACCUCAGACACCCUCGGCGUCUUCAUCAAACUCGACACGGGAAACAACAGAGCCGGCAUCGCCCCAGACUCGCAGCAAUUCAAAGAUCUCCUCGCAGCCAUCCACACCGCCGAGCACGAUGGCAGCGCCGGUAUAUCCCUGCGCGGCUUCUACAGCCACCUAGGCCACAGCUACAGCUCAGACAGCACGAACGAAGCCAUGGACUACCUGGCCCAGGAGGUCGAGCGGUCCGCGGUCGCCGCCGCCCACGCAUGCACCGUGGGCAAAUAUGCUGGCCGCCGCUUCCUGCUCUCCGUCGGGGCAACGCCCACCACCACCGCUGCCCAGAACCUCACCCCGACCACCACCACCACCACCGGCGGCCCCGCGACGCCUGAUCCCACCACCAAGCGCGUCAAGGAGUUACUUGACCGCACCAAGGCCUCGUGUGACAUCGAGCUGCACGCCGGCGCCUACGUGACGCUGGACAUGCAGCAGCUCGCCGCGCACGCCCGCCCGUCCUCAUCCAACCUCUCCUUCGCAGACAUCGCCAUCACCGUCCUGGCAGAGGUGGGCAGUCUGUAUCCGCACAGAAAGCAGCCAGAGGCCCUCGCCGCGUGCGGUAGCUUAUGUCUCGGGCGGGAAGCGUGCCGCAGUUAUCCCGGUUGGGGCGUCGUGACGCCCUGGCUGGAAGACGGGGAGGGGACGCGGACGGCGGAGGCCGGGUGGUAUGAUCCCGAGGGGGAGCGGAAAGGGUGGAUCAUGGACCGCAUCAGCCAGGAACAUGGGAUUCUGGCCUGGCAUGGCCCGCGGGAUAAUGUGCGGCCGCUGAAGAUUGGAGAGAAGAUUCGCAUCUGGCCGAAUCAUUGCUGUAUUUGUAUUGCUGGGUUUAGCUACGUGCUAGUGGUGGAUUCGAGCUUGGAAGGUGCCGAGAGGGAUAGAGUGCAGGAUGUAUGGUUUAGCUGGCGUGGGUGGUAGACGGCAUGGUUAAAUGGUUAUAGGUAGAAUAUUUAACUUAGGAUUCAAAGAAUUGUACUUCGUUUUGUCCAGCACCACCAGUUUGCUGAACAAAUAUUUGCAAAUUACGGGUCACCUUGGGGAAGCAAAAACGGAGAUCACAUUUUUCUGUCAUCGUCUCUACAUGCCCUUUUGCUAUGACCCUUUGAUUGAAAUUGGUGGCCCUCCGAAAAACGACCCAUCUACCUCCCCGCGUACUAUUUAAGACCUAACUUAAGCACUUGUAUGUAGUUAAGUAAUAGCAAAAGCCACCCAGUAAACCGACAUUGGAACGGUUCACUUGGAGGGUUUUGCUCCAUAACCAGCUCCUGUUCGAGGCAGAGAAAAAAACACCUUUUAGCACGUCUCUGCCUCACGAUCUCUAUCAAUGCCGUACACCCCCAUCCUCAUCAUGUAACUAUUAGCGCAUCCUCCGCACGGUCUGCAAUGAGAA
Messenger RNA from Blastomyces gilchristii SLH14081, 2230 nucleotides. RefSeq lists its product as uncharacterized. Bases 337 to 1758 code for a protein of 473 amino acids. The record is from RefSeq and is a predicted model, not a curated record. The transcript has 4 exons. Gene Ontology annotation, biological process: D-serine catabolic process. Lineage: Eukaryota; Fungi; Ascomycota; Eurotiomycetes; Onygenales; Ajellomycetaceae. Gene Ontology annotation, molecular function: D-serine ammonia-lyase activity.